GCUGGCUCUGAAGGCAGCCCCACUGCCAGGAGCAGCGCAGAAGGAAGGGUGGCAUGGUACUGACUGUUGAAUUGCUGAAUGGGAUCCUGCUUGUACAGUACCACUUCAGGCACACCUCUUGCAAAGACUUUCACGGCUACUUGAUGAGCAAUCAACCACUGCUGAGAAAGAUACGCUCUACAAAGAAAUAUCAUGGACACAAGAAGUGCAGUAGGAAAGUGCUGACUGCAUGUGAAAAGAGGAAUUAGGUGUCUUGGGUUUGCAAGGCAAGGAAGGCUGCAGACCAAAAGCUGGAAGUGGUUCUGAAACACCCAGAGCCAAGCAAGAGAAUAAAAUUUAAAUUUUGGAGCACAAGGAAGAACAUCCUACCAUGAAACCAUUCACAGAAGAAGAUGUGGAAUUUUACAUCCAGAAUAAGGUGGAACGGCGACACCAGCUGGUGUCUAAGACAGUGGAUGAGGUGCAGAAGAUCAUCCAACAGCUGACUGCAGAAAUCAGCUACAGGGACACGCGAUUUCAGGCCAUCUCCAACUCUGGUGUGCACAACGAGAAUUUUAGGGAUCAGCCAGCUUUACUGGCCAAGUGGUCCGCUCUGCUUCGGGGGAAACGCCCAUUCCACCCAUCUGUCCAGGUCUUAGCACCCAGCCACUUCCUCAUCACAAUCCCACUGCGUGGCCUGACAGGGUACCGGGAGCGCCAGGUACGGCACUGGCGGUAUUACACCGUGCAUGGGGCAAAGCUCCUUUCCCCAGUACGGGACCCAGAGGAGCUGCAGCAGUGGCUGGAGGUGGAGCAGUUCUCAAAGAGCCUGCAGCAGUGGCAUGAGACAGAGGUGAACAUCGAAGGUGACCUCGUUCCAGCCAAGGUCCUUGCCAUCUUCAGGGAGUUGAUGGAGAAGUCAAUUACCUCCUGUAACCUCUCCAGUAAAGUCAGUAUUCUGGAGAGUUUCAGCUCGGUGGUUCGAGUUGCUGUGGAGACACCAGACUCCCAGGUAGAGGUGGAGCUGGUCCCUACUGUGGAAAUCCCAACCUGCUGGCCUGAGACAGCCCGGUGGCCCCGCUGCUUCAAGCGCUGGCCUCCCCAGGAGAAAGUGCAGUGCAUCAAGUCAUUUGGCUUUAAUCUCCUGGCCCGCUCCAAUUACCACUGGCAGCUGGGCUUCUCCCGAGCUGAGCGCAUGCUGAUCGAGGGCCUUGACGAGGACGGUGGCUGCCGCAUGAAGUGCUUCCGGGUCAUGAGACAAAUGAAGGAGGAUGUUUGGUGUACAGGAAAUAAGCCAAUCCUGACGACCUAUCACCUACAGAUGGUGCUGUUCUGGACAUGCGAGAAGUACCCGCGCGCCAAGGACUGGCGCUGCUUCCGGGAAGGCUUCCUGCGCAUGGUGAAGAAGCUGCACAAGUGCGUGAGCCAGCACUUCCUGAAGCAUUACUUCGUCAGGAGCACCAACCUGCUCAAGUAUGCCAACACCAGCGACCUGGACCUAGUGGCCGGCAAGCUCGCCGUCUUCCUGGAGAACCCCGUGCUCUGCCUGGACUGAGGCAGAGAGAACCUGAUCUCCCAAUCUUGUUUUUACACCCUAGUCCCUUUUGUUGUCUGUAGUUCUUCUGCCCUUUCAGUAGAUGCUGUGACCUUGAAUGUGAGACGUGUGGCACGUGCAGUAUGGAAGAGAAGAGUCAAACUGAAAGCAGUGAGAGGACAAAACUAUCUAGAGGGUUUGCUUGAUGCCCAGUCAUUGCAAUGUGCUUUCUACAGCUUGAGCUGCCUGUCUUGGAGCCACUGCCAUCCAGAUCCCCAAAACAAGCCAGACCAGAUACUGCCCCACUGUUUGUCACUAGUCCUAUGGCUCAUAGGCCAAAAUGCAGAGUGGUCUAGUGGUAAGAGCAGGGGAAUAGCAACCAGGAGAUCUUACUCUGCCACCUACUCACUGUGAGACUUUGUGUUCAUCACUUGACUCCUUUAUGCUGCCUCCUCGCCCAUCUGUAAAAUGGAAUUAAUACCUACCUACCUGACAGCAUUGUUGUGAGACUGAAUGAAUGUUUGUACAGUGCAUUGAGAUACGCAGAUGGAAACCUCGGUACAAUCACAAGGUGUUAUUGUUAGAGCCAGUCUGUCUCACCUCCCUCCACAAUUAAAUGUGGGUCCCGCCCUCACUGUAAAGAGAGUUUAAUCGGUAAGUGUUGAAUAGUCCAGUUACUGUUUUUUGCCUUUCCCUCGUGGUCUUUUUCUCUCAAGUUUUUCUUGGGGCAGGCUCCCCGGGUUUGCCUUUGCCACCCGUGCUAGUGCCAUGCCGUCAGCCCCCUGGCGGUGUUUGCUGUGACAGAGCUCUCUAGCACACCUGGCUCUGCCCAGCUGUCUGGGGGAUGAACUGAUCUCUCACCUUUUAGCACCUGUAUAUUUUUGGGUGCUGUUAGAGACAGAAUGAGCAUUUUUCAAAGGUUCCUAGUUGUAGAGGAUU
Mauremys reevesii (Reeves's turtle) is the source of this 2452-nucleotide messenger RNA. RefSeq names its product mab-21 like 3 (gene MAB21L3). NCBI's taxonomy places the organism in Eukaryota, Metazoa, Chordata, Testudines, Geoemydidae. The transcript is spliced from 8 exons. The coding region runs from base 371 to 1534 and encodes 387 amino acids. The record is from RefSeq and is a predicted model, not a curated record.